AAGGGAGGGGAGAAGGGGGGAGGUCUCUGUUCACAAAGCCCCUCCAACCGCAGAGGGAGAAGGAAGGAGAGAAUAGAGAUGGGGACAAAGAGAGUGAUGGCAGGAGAGAGGGGCACCAUCACAUCCCCACCAGGACCAUGAGACGACAGGCAUGGGGGAGACAGACACCAUGUACCAGAGACUGCAGGGAUGCAGCCAGUGACAGCCAUUGACAUCCCAGCCUGCCAGAGCUCAGAGACCCCCUGCACAUCAGAGACUGCAUCACAUUCAAUAGGAUGAGAAGAGACUGCACAGAGACAGUCCACAGCAAGAGAGAGACAGCAGGAGACUGCUCCCCACCAUGUGCAUAUUGUUGCUGUGUGAUGGAUGAUGUCCCGCAGACGGUGGGUGAUGGGGAAGGAGAGACACAAUGGAUGAUGAGCUUGGGGUCGCCCAGCGGGUGAUGAGCCUGGGGUCACAUAAUGGGACUGGUAACAAGAUAUUCCAUGGAACCUUCUACUUAAUGCGGAGAAGAAACUGAGGUCGGCUGCCAGGACUUUCAGGGUCCCCCCUCCCCCCCUUAUUGAAGACAUGGCCACCACUAUGCAAGCCUUUCACUUUAAGCAGUUUGCCCCCGAACCGGGGCAGGACUGGCCUCCCCCCUGUGAGCAGGAGAUAGAGCGGAGGUACCAGGUUGUCCCCUCGGUCGUCUGCGCUAUGUGUUGCCUUUUUGGGAUUAUCUACUGUUUCUUUGGCUACCGAUGCUUCAAGGCUGUUAUGUUCCUGACGGGUCUGAUGUUUGGCUCGGUGGUCAUCUUCAUGCUAUGCUACAAGGAACGGGUUCUGGACACUCAGCUGAGUGUGGAGGCCAGUGUGGGCAUUGGCCUUGGGAUUGGAGUCUUGUGUGGCCUGGUCACCAUGCUGGUGAGGAGCGUGGGGCUGUUCAUGGUGGGUUUACUGCUCGGAUUGCUCAUAGCCAUAGCCACGCUGAUCGCCAUGGAGCAGUUCUACCACCCGCGCACCGUCUGGGUCCCAGUGGCUUUACUCCUUGGGAUUGGGAUGCUGUUUGCCGUGCUGACCUUACAGUGGCAGCGCUUCUUCACCACACUCUCCACCGCCGUCUUUGGCAGUGCCAUCAUGACAGUGACUGUGGAUUACUUUAUCGAGCUCUUUCUGCUGGUGCAGUAUGUGUACCAGCGGAUGAAGGUGGACCCUCCGCAGCCCAUAUGCUGGUACAGCUGGGUUAUUCUCGGCAUCUGGCCCGUACUUAGUUUAUUGGGAGUCCUGGUCCAGUGGAAAGUCACAGCAGAGGGCUACUCUCAUACAGAAGUGAUCAUCAGUCGGCAACAACGUCGGGUCCAACUUAUGAAAAUAAAGCAGAGAGAGGAGCGUAAGGAGAAGAAGAAAAAGAAGAAGAGACCUCACCAUCAUCAUCCUCACCCACAGCACAAAUCACCACAUCCACCUGAGCCAGCCUUCCGCAGAAAACCAACUCCUAUCCGGCGAUUUGAUGGCGAUGUGAUCUCCCCAAGCUACAUUCAGAGUUUUCGGGACCAGCAGUCGGGAUCUUCUCGGGGCCAGAUGACUGGUGCUCACACAGUGGUGGAUUUGGACUAUGACUGUGGCUCCAGGACACCAUUAACCUCCGGAGCGGCAUCAGCCGUACGAGUAUAGCACAGAGCGAGAGGAGCAGGGAGGACGACCCGGGAGGACGACAUUGCGCUGUAACAACUCCAACACUGUGACUAUGAGAACCCAUCGGAGUUACUUACCAUACCACGUUGCAGAAUUGCGAGCAGACACUGACUGCAGACUCUACCAACGCUGCAUUCACUGUGCGAUGACUCCCACCUACCUCUCUACAAGCACCACACACAUAGACAUUCCAACCUACCUCCCUGUGGUCCCCCCUCAAGCUCUGAUCUCUCCUUACAUCAGUGUUUCCCAACCAGUGUGCCUCCAGCUGUUGCAAAACUACAACUUCCAGCAAGUUCGGAGAGCCUUAGGUCUACCUCUUUCCCCAGGAGAGAAGGGUUGGACUUGGGACAAUAAUUGGCUAGGAGACAACAUGCGACCAAAUGAUUACUCAGCUGUACAAUGAAAGGGCAUGCUGGGAAUUGUAGUUUUGCAACAGCUGGAGGCACACUGGUUGGGAAACACUGCCUUACAUGGACCUCCAUUACCUCUCCCCUCGACGACUGGAUCCACCGGAAAAAAAAAAAAAAAGGACCACAAUGGGAACCAAUCCGACCAACC
Molecule: messenger RNA, 2235 nt
Organism: Hyla sarda
Lineage: Eukaryota; Metazoa; Chordata; Amphibia; Anura; Hylidae
Gene: TMEM198
Product: transmembrane protein 198
Exons: 6
Coding region: 571-1653 (360 amino acids)
Biological process (GO): positive regulation of canonical Wnt signaling pathway
Cellular component (GO): plasma membrane; cytoplasmic vesicle
Source: RefSeq, a predicted model, not a curated record